CAAACCACCCAGUCACAACACAUGCCUCCGGCAAAUCAUGAGCCACUUUGAGACGAGGCCAACCCGGCCACUCCCACACUCGGAUGAGUUCUCCUCGACAGACGAGUAUGUGAAAAGCCUCUUGCAUUUCGCUACCAGCUCGGACCUAUUCCGCUUUCUCUGCGGUGGCGUCCACAUUCUCGAUUUCUUCACCUCCGACCCGGGAGUGUUUGCAGCGGCCGUGCCCAAAGAAUGGCAGGAAUAUCUGGUGCAGACUACCCCCAUGGAUCUUCUGGAUUUUAUGAUGCGGGAUGACCUCUCUUCGGUUUCCCCAACCCCGGGUUCAUGCACACCCCCUGAGUCGCUCAUCCAGUAUGUCAAGGACAUCAGGAAACUCUCUCUGUAUCGGUCGUUCCACCCCAGCAGGCCAAAAUUGCCUGUUCUUCCGAGACAGGUGGCGUUGGGUAUGAAGACUAAAAAGGUCCACGAAGUCACCCACUUCGCGGGGUAUAUUGACAGGCUGGCCGAAGAUGCGGCCCGUGCCUCGGGCGCCGAGUUUACUCACUUUGUAGACUUUGGGAGCGGGCAAAACUAUCUCGGUCGCACAUUGGCUAGCCCGCCCUACAAUAAGCACAUUGUUGCCGUGGAGAGCAAGGAGGCCAACAUGGCCGGUGCCAAGGAUCUCGAUAUCCUAUCGGGGCUGGCCGAGAGGGAGAAGCGUGUGCGCAAUAAAAAGCUCUAUCAUCGGGUCCGCGAGGCCGUAGACCCAUCACUCCACAAUGACGAGGAGGCUCUGAAGCGGGCAGCAAAGAAACUUGGCAUAUCCGACGAGGACAUCACCACCAUCGACCUCAGGUCUCGGAAGGAACUGCAGGCAACAUACGCCGUAGAGGAGGGGAAGGGCACAAUCGAGUACGUCGUCGGUCGCCUCGAGCAUGCCGACUUGACCGACGUGCUCUCCCAGCUGCGCGGUCAGGAGGAUGAAGUUCGGCAGGAGGACCUUCGUAUGAUGGCCAUCUCGAUCCAUUCCUGCGGAAACCUAUCGCAUUACGGCAUCCGUUCCAUGAUCCUGAAUCCGUGCAUCCGGGCUGUUGCCAUUGUCGGCUGCUGCUACAAUCUUCUUACGGAGAAGUUGGGCCCGCCAUCGUACAAACCCCCCUUCAACCGCCCGACUCUGCAGCCCAUCAACGCGCGGGUUACUAGGGAGUCGGAAAGACGGGACCCGCAGGGCUUCCCGAUGAGCGAGCGGGUUUCGACGCACGGAGGGGACGGCAUCCGACUCAAUAUCACCGCCCGCAUGAUGGCGUGCCAGGCCCCGCAGAACUGGACCGACGAGGAGAGCGAUGCCUUCUUUACACGCCACUUUUACCGUGCCGUCCUACAGAAAAUCUUCCUCGACAGGGGCGUUAUCUCUCGGGUCUACCAUGGUGAAGAGACUGACGAGGAGAGCCCCUUUAACUCGAGCACCAAUCCGGUUAUCAUUGGAUCAUUGCGCAAGAAAUGCUACACCUCAUUUGCGGCCUACGUGCGAGGCGCGAUCGCCAAGUUGACCACCAAUUCCGAUUUCAGCCAAUACAGCCAAACCAUCAAGGAGAAGAUGGGCAACAUAACAGAUGAGGAGAUUGCCCAAUACGAAGAGACAUUCCGGCAUCGGAGACGAGAACUGAGCGCCGUAUGGAGCUUGAUGGCCUUCAGUGCCUGUGUGGUGGAGUCACUUAUCGUGACAGACCGUUGGCUGUUCCUCCGCGAGCAUUCUGAUAUUGUCCGCGACUGCUGGGUUGAGACGGUUUUCGACUACCGCGAGAGCCCUCGGAAUUUGGUUGUCGUCGGCAUAAAAAAGUAAAACGAUGGCCACGGAAUCAGCACGGUCGGGGGUUGCAUCCACCCUUGGUUGCAGUCGGAUAGUGCCGGCGGAUAUCUUCCUGAGGGCGGGAGGCCGCUGGCCUCGCACAGCAGCAACUACCCCUCGCCCGGCCAACCAAGACUACUACUCCCAAGUCGAGCAGCGUCGUUCGAUACGGCGCCUGGCAUGUGGAGAUUGGGAGCAAUGGCAAGAAAG
Chaetomium fimeti is the source of this 2038-nucleotide messenger RNA. Its product is annotated as methyltransferase domain-containing protein. Lineage: Eukaryota; Fungi; Ascomycota; Sordariomycetes; Sordariales; Chaetomiaceae. The coding region runs from base 38 to 1822 and encodes 594 amino acids. The record is from RefSeq and is a predicted model, not a curated record. The transcript has a single exon.